Messenger RNA from Dentiscutata erythropus, 562 nucleotides. NCBI's taxonomy places the organism in Eukaryota, Fungi, Glomeromycota, Glomeromycetes, Diversisporales, Gigasporaceae. The record is from the annotation of a GenBank genome assembly.
GUAAAAACAGUUGAUAUUCCAUUUUUAGAAGAAACAAUGCCCAAGAGAACAACUCUUACUGAUGCACAAAAACGCGAUUUUUGUGUCUAUGCUCGUAAAAAUAAAAGAACUCAGUCUCAAUAUGUUAAAUGGAUUGAGGACAAGUGGAAUUUUACAAUUGAUGAAAGCACAGUUUCGCGUAUUUUAAAAACAAGUGAUCAACGAAUUGGAAAUAAAAUUGUUAAUUCGAAUACAAAGCGUCACAGAACUACUACUUAUCCAGAACUUGAUCUUGCCCUUAAAGAGUUCGUGCUGAUUUAUCAGCAUCAAACUGUUUUAAGUGAUGCUUUGCUUAUCGAAAAAGCAAAAGCACUUGCUAAUGGUUUGGAAAUUCCUCAAAGAGCGCUAAACUUCUCCCCUGGCUGGCUUUAUAAAUUUAAAAGUCGAAAUGGUAUUCAUCUAUGUAAACUUCAAAGAGAGGCUGCGUCUGCUGAUGAGGUAGCAAUUGAUGAAAUGUUGCUUUUGAUAAAAGAUAAGUGUGCAAAUUACUCUAUUGAAAGAAUUUACAACAUGGAUGAAAUGG